AAACCGGGACGGAGACGGAUGUUGGAAAACCCUCCAAACUUGGAUCCUGAGGAUCAACAGUUGAAGUUACUUCUUGUCACAUCCGACAACAAGCAGUGUAAAAGUUUUAUUGCUGGAUCCUGCUGAAAGUAACCAUGGAUCGGCAAACGGAUGGGAAGCGGUUUCUUGAAGCCUUGAUUCGACGCGGGAUAACCGUUUUAGGCACGAUGAUUCAAAGGCUGAAUGAGUCGGAACUGUCGUUGAAGCAGCAAAUAGACAUGAUCAGUUCGGUAUACCGUUUUGUGGAGACGUGGGAGAAUGUACUACCGGAUACGUUGCCCUCGGAGCCGGGACACAGUUUAAUCGAUUUCUCGAUACAGAACAUCAAUUCUCCAGAAUUAGAACCCAAACAGAACACCCUGGCCCUAGUUUCCGAUGGUAAACUUAUGGCCUCCAGCGUAGCGGAAAUACAUACGCCUGAGUUUGAACUCCCGGUGGCGGCAUAUGAUCGCUAUCUACCUGGUCAGAUUGGAAUCUGUGAUAUUACGCAUAUUUCAAAUAUAGAAUCGGAAUUCUAUAUGAUUGACCAGAGCUCCAGCGGUAUCAAUUUCGCCGACAUUCUGCAAACUCUCCAAAAUGUGGACACAGUAUUAGAAGAUUUACCUGCAUCGUCUGGUCAGGUUUUCGGAGUGCGUGUUGACGGAACGAUUUUACGCGCAGUUCGAAGCAAACAGACCGAUCCCGUUUUUGUUAAGCUUCUGGAUACGGGAGAAAUUCUGCCUUUCGAUGGUAAGGCUAUGGUUUUGUUUGAGUUGCCACCUUUCUACGCGAAACUUCCACCGUUUGCCCUCAAAUGUUUCCUGGAUAGUGUCGAGGGCUGUAGUGACAUUGAUUGCCGUGAAUACCUGGAAACAAACCUCUUCAAUCGAUCUGGCUAUAAGGUUAUGGAGGUCGGGAGCUCUAGCCUGAAAGUUUCACUGAUGCCAUCGACAUCUGUAGAAAUGCCUCGCAAAACAGUGGAACCUAGAAAGGAUCAAGAACCGUACAAGGUAUCUCUCAGCACCCUGACGCAGGCCCAAGUGGAUGAGUUGUAUGAAGAACCGCUCAAUACGACAAACGUGAUGAAAGCAGUACUGGGAUACGUACCGAGAGAUGAUCAACGGAUAUGUCCAUUCUACGACCCCGCCAUAGAAGGAUGCUUCAAGGGAUCUCGCUGCCGGCUGGAGCACGUAGCAAAACUGUCGGACGGUUGGACAAGAGACAAAUCGCUCCAUAAGAUACAAAUCCGAGCUGAGUUGGUGGCUCCUGACGUGGGAACUGAGAUGAUGGUCAUACCCACGUUUAUCGUUAACGUCGAUGAGUUUUACGCGCACAUUCCUCGACAGGAUUUGAGUAAGGCAUUAAUCGAACUUCAGGUGCAAAUGAACGACGACAAAAUCGUAGAGAACUUUAGGAUGCUUAACCACGAGCCACAUUUUCAUGAGCUGGUAUUUGCAAAAUACUCGGAGGAUGACCUGUGGUACCGGGCACGCGUCGUGGAGUGUUACAAUCCCGAAGUAAUCGUAGUGUUCUAUGUCGAUUACGGCAACACGGCCGUACUAAGCCUCAAGGAUCUGCGCUGUUGGGAUGAUCAGUUCGACUAUCUACCGUUCCAGGCGGUGCACUGCCGAAUUGCCAAUGCUCAGCGCAUCCGUGAGGACCACAUCGAGGCCAUCCGGCAGAUUUACAACGACAUAAUCAACAAGCCCAUGAAAAUACAAAUCUUGGACAAUUUGUCACCAUGGGAGGUGCUGCUAUUCGAUGACGAAGAUAACGACAUCGGUCAGUUCCUGGUGUUGACCAAGCUGGCCUUACCACGUGAACCGAAGGUGAUGGAUAAAUCAGGAACUAACUUCAUUCCUGGCUAGAAUCGCACGUAUGUGAACGUUGAAUUUGCUUUUUGUUUGUUUAAAAUAAAUGGAAGCCGAACUGCUAAGCUAAUCAUGAGAUUUUGAAAUUGUUAUGUAUGUAUUACAUAUAUAUGUA
Aedes albopictus (Asian tiger mosquito) is the source of this 2004-nucleotide messenger RNA. RefSeq lists its product as uncharacterized. The coding region runs from base 135 to 1886 and encodes 583 amino acids. Gene Ontology annotation, molecular function: metal ion binding. Lineage: Eukaryota; Metazoa; Arthropoda; Insecta; Diptera; Culicidae. Gene Ontology annotation, biological process: piRNA processing; P granule organization; spermatogenesis. The transcript has 5 exons. The record is from RefSeq and is a predicted model, not a curated record. Gene Ontology annotation, cellular component: P granule.